This is a messenger RNA of Populus trichocarpa (black cottonwood), 1286 nucleotides long. RefSeq names its product inositol oxygenase 2. Gene Ontology annotation, biological process: inositol catabolic process. Bases 185 to 1117 code for a protein of 310 amino acids. The transcript is spliced from 11 exons. The record is from RefSeq and is a predicted model, not a curated record. Gene Ontology annotation, molecular function: iron ion binding; inositol oxygenase activity. Gene Ontology annotation, cellular component: cytoplasm. Lineage: Eukaryota; Viridiplantae; Streptophyta; Magnoliopsida; Malpighiales; Salicaceae.
CUCAGGCAAGGACACCUGGUGGUGCUAUAAAAGCCCCUCCAGCAGCAAUCACCUGUGUCACAUUCAAUUCCAAUUCCUUGAGUUCAGGCAUAUCCUUCUUCCUUCUAUUCUCUGCUUUUCAUUUCCAUUCAAUUUGUUUUUUCCUUUCUUCUUUCUGGUUCUUUGGUAAUCAUUCGGCGGCAACAUGACUAUCCUCAUUCCCCAACCUGAGCUAAGCGAGGGCCAUAUAGACGAUUAUGAUGCCAAGGAGUUGGUAUUAGAUGGUGGGUUUGUGGUUCCAAAUAAAACUGAAGCAUUCGAUGCGCCAGUGAUCAAUUCAUUUGGCAACUCCUUCAGGGAUUAUAAUGCAGAGAGUGAAAGGCAAAAGACCGUGGAGGAAUUCUACCGACAGCAACACAUUAACCAAUCAUACGAUUAUGUGAUGAAGAUGCGAGAAGAGUAUGGGAAGCUUGACAAGGCUGUUAUGAGCAUCUGGGAAUGCUGUGAGCUCCUGAAUGAUGUAGUAGAUGAUAGCGAUCCGGACCUGGAUGAACCUCAAAUUCAACACUUGCUGCAAUCAGCUGAAGCCAUCAGGAAAGACUAUCCCAAUGAGGAUUGGUUGCACUUGACUGCUCUUAUCCACGAUCUUGGAAAGGUUCUUCUUCUUCCUCAGUUUGGACAGCUUCCUCAAUGGGCUGUUGUUGGAGAUACAUUCCCUCUUGGCUGUGCAUUCGACGAAUCCAACGUUCAUCACAAGUAUUUCACGGACAACCCUGAUUUCAAGAAUCCUGCCUACAGCACAAAGAAUGGAAUUUACAAGGAAGGCUGCGGGCUGGACAAUGUGGUGAUCUCAUGGGGGCACGAUGACUACAUGUACUUGGUGGCCAAGGAAAAUGGAACCACUUUACCACACGCUGCAUUGUUCAUUAUCCGAUAUCACUCCCUCUAUCCUUUACACAAGGCAGGAGCAUAUAAGCAUCUGAUGAACAAGGAAGAUGAGGAGGAUUUGAAGUGGCUCAACAUAUUCAACAAAUAUGACCUUUACAGCAAGAGCAAAGUUCUUGUCGAUGUUGAUGAAGUCAAGCCAUACUAUCAAUCUCUGAUCAAGAAGUAUUUCACGGAAAAGCUUAGAUGGUGAACAAUGACGUGGAUUAAUUGUACAUCAUGGAAAAGGCAGGCUGAUAUUGAUAAUGAUGGGCAUAAUGCAUCGGGAUUGUUUGCUGCACUUUACAUUUGAGUAUAUUAUUGAAGCGAAAAGUUGUUUGAGAAUGGAAAUAAAUAAAGAGAUGAUUUUGAUUGUGUGGAAA